This is a messenger RNA of Gorilla gorilla gorilla (western lowland gorilla), 5010 nucleotides long. RefSeq names its product intercellular adhesion molecule 5. The transcript is spliced from 7 exons. Gene Ontology annotation, biological process: cell-cell adhesion. Gene Ontology annotation, molecular function: integrin binding. Bases 2265 to 3578 code for a protein of 437 amino acids. The record is from RefSeq and is a predicted model, not a curated record. Gene Ontology annotation, cellular component: plasma membrane. NCBI's taxonomy places the organism in Eukaryota, Metazoa, Chordata, Mammalia, Primates, Hominidae.
AGGAAGGAAGGGAGGAGGGAGGGAGGGAGGAAGGAAGGGCAGCAAGAAACCACUGACUAUGAAUGGAAGGCGAGAAUCCCAGACUUGGACGCGAAGUUUAGUUCACACGCGCGGCCAAAGCAAUCCAACAGCAUGCGUCCCCACCCUCCUCUCACUGCCUACCCCUCUCCUGCAAAAGACCUCCCAGUGGCUGGAGUGCAGGCCAAGACUUUCAGACAGUUUAAACCAUUUUUUUUUUUUUUGAGACAGAGUUUCGCUCUGGAAUGCAGUGGCGCAGUCUUGGCUCACUGCAACCUCUGCCUCCCAGGUUCAAGCAAUUCUCCUGCCUCAGCCUCCUGAGUAGCUGGAAUUACAGGCGCCCACCACCACGUCCAGCUAAUUUUUGUAUUUUUAGUAGAGACAGUGUUUCACCAUGUUGGCCAGGCUGGUCUUGAAUUCCUGACCUCAAGUAAUCUGUCUGCCUCGGCCUCCCAAAGUCCUGGGAUUACAGGCAUGAGCCACCGCUCCCAGCCUCAGUUUAAAUUUCUAAUUUGGGAUAUAAUCCACAGAAUAAGCAAAAGGAAUUCCAAAAUAAAUUAAAAAUAAUUUCUCCUUGGGGUUACUGCUUUCUUUCUCCUUAGCAAGAUAAAUACAAAAUUUUGUGUUUCAGAACCUGAUCAUAAUGUGCUACGUGAAAACAAGGAUGAAAGAUUGGAGCUAUGGGUAUAGUGGGGUGAGGGCAGGGCAUGAAACAACAAAGAACUAAGUAUGUGUCUGUAUAUGGGUAUGAAAACAAAAACAACUCGCCCAGGACUGUUUUUUCUUACGACUGUUUACGGGCAUAGAGAUAAUACUAGUAGCAACUACAAAGAAAAACCGAUUAGCUUGGCUUAUAGUAAUGAGCAAUGGGAAUUUUUUUUUUUCGUUUUUUUGCUAAGACUGUAAAAGCAGAACAUAGUCUAUGAGAUAAACUGACAGCAAUGCAGCCGGGCAUGGUGGCUCACGCCUGUAAUCCCAGCACUUUGGGAGGCCGAGGUGGGUGGAUCAUGAGGUCAGGAGAUCGAGACAAUCCUGGCUAACACAGGGAAACCUCAUCUCUCUAAAAAUACAAACAAAAUUAGCUGGGCGGGGUGGCACAUGCCUGUAGUCCCAGCUCCUCAGGAGGCUGAGGCAGAAUCGCUUGAACCAGGGAGGUGGAGGUUGCAGUGAGCAGAGAUUGCACCACUGCACUCCAGCCUGGGCGACAGAGCAAGACUCUGUCUCAAAAAAAAAAAAAAAAAAAAAUUGACAGCAGUGCUAGGCCAUGCAGCAGAAGGUAACAUCAGGUCAGGUGCAGUGGCUCACACCUGUAAUCCCAGCAUUUUGGAAUGCCUAGAUGGGAGGAUUGCUUGAACCCAGGAGUCUGAGGCUGCAGUGAGCUAUGAUCACACCACUGCACUCUAGCCUGGGUAACUGAGUGAGACCCCAUCUCAGGAAAAAAAAAAAAAAAAAAAAAAAAAGAGGCCGGGCGCGGUGGCUCAGGCCUGUAAUCCCAGCACUUUGGGAGGCCGAGGCCGGCCGAUCACAAGGUCAGGAGAUCGAGACCAUCCUGGCGAACAUCGUGAAACCCCAUUCUACUAAAAAUACAAAAAAAUUAGCCGGGCGUGGUGGCGGGCACCUGUAGUCCCAGCUACUUGGGAGGCUGAGGCAGGAGAAUGGCGUGAACCCGGGAGGCGGAGCUUGCAGUGAGCGGAGAUUGCGCCAUUGCACUCCAGCCUGGGCGACAGAGCAAGACUUCGUCUCCAAAAAAAAAAAAAAAAAACCAUCAACAACAACAAAAAAAGAAGGUAACAUCAGCAAGCUACAGAGAUGAGUAAAACAGGAGUUCUUGGAUUAAUCUCUAUUAAUCUCUAAGGGGAAUUGUUUGUGACACUGUGGCCCCAUUAAAGCACAAAUAAUCUGGAUUCAUGUUAUAGAUUUAAACAUCAUAAGACCUACACAUUGGAGAGUGUAACUGCUGGAUUAGUUCUAACUGGUUCUACUCCGCUAAUAAUGGAGUAUCAAGUUAUUUUACAGGCACAGAGCCAAGAAGUUGCAAGUCAUACAGUCAGAGCAUGUGCAGAAAGGGAGACUUUAACCUCAAAUAACCCGGGAACUAAAGUCUUGCGCCUCAACAGAACCAAAAGAUUGGGACAUGGCUGGAAUUUGAGCACAGGAACACUUUCAAAAGCAACGGGUCCAAGCCCAGGAACGUCCAGUGAUAAGACCCUUUACCAUAUCUUACCCCUUUGGCCUUUCUCAUCAGGAUGAAAACGCUUCUGUUUGGUAUCUGGGCCCUGCUGGCCUUGAUCCUUUGCCCAGGGGUCCCGGAAGAGUUGUUUGAGGUUUCUAUUUGGCCAAGUCAGGCCCUGGUGGAGUUUGGACAGUCCCUAGUGGUCAACUGCAGCACUACUUGCCCAGACCCAGGACCCAGUGGAAUUGAGACCUUUUUAAAGAAAACUCAGGUGGACAAAGGGCCUCAGUGGAAAGAGUUUCUUCUGGAGGAUGUCACAGAGAAUUCCAUCCUGCAGUGCUUCUUCUCUUGUGCAGGGAUUCAAAAGGACACAAGCCUUGGCAUCACUGUGUAUCAGCCACCAGAGCAAGUGAUCCUGGAGCUGCAGCCUGCCUGGGUGGCCGUGGACGAAGCCUUCACAGUGAAGUGUCAUGUACCCAGUGUAGCACCCUUGGAGAGUCUCACCCUUGCCCUUCUCCAGGGUAACCAAGAACUGCAUAGAAAGAACUUUACGAGCUUGGCUGUGGCCUCCCAAAGAGCUGAGGUCAUCAUCAGUGUCAGAGCCCAAAAGGAGAAUGACAGAUGCAAUUUUUCCUGCCAUGCAGAACUGGACUUGAGUUUGCAAGAAUUCUCUCAGAGUCCCCACAUCUGGGUCUCUUCCCUUUUGGAGGCUGGGAUGGCGGAGACUGUGAGCUGCGAGGUGGCUAGGGUGUUUCCAGCCAAAGAAGUUAUGUUCCACAUGUUCCUGGAAGACCAAGAGCUGAGCUCCUUCCUUUCCUGGGAGGGGGACACAGCAUGGGCCAAUGCUACCAUUUGGACCAUGGAGGCUGGUGAUCAGGAACUGUCUUGCUUUGCAUCUCUGGGUCCAAUGGAACAGAAGACAAGAAAGCUAGUGCAUAGCUACAACAACCCACGGUUAGAGGAAUCCAGUUGCCCUGGCAAACAGACCUGGCUUGAAGGGAUGGAACACACGCUUGCCUGCGUCCCAAAGGGAAACCCAGCUCCAGCCUUGGUGUGUACCUGGAAUGGGGUGGUCUUUGACCUUGAAGUGCCACAGAAGGCAACCCAGAAGCACACUGGAACCUACUGCUACACAGCCACUAACCAGCUGGGCUCUGUCAGCAAAGACAUUGCUGUCAUUGUUCAAGGACUGGAUGAAGGAAUCAGCUCUACCCUCUUUGUCAUUAUUACUGUUGCCCUUGGAGUGGGUGUCAUCACCAUAGCACUGUAUUUGAGCUAUUGGCCCUGCAAAGUGGACAGGAGGAAAUUGCUCUAUAGGCAGAAAGAGGAGGACAAAGAGGAGGAAAGCCAGUUUGCUUUCAGGAAGAGAAAAGUACAACUCAUAUAAUUGACAGCUAUUUGACUGAAUGAGAGUUCUGCUACUGUGGUUUCCCAGGGAGGGAAGAAGGGAUAGAGGAGAAAGGAAGAAACACAAUGGCAGGCUGCAAUCCUAUUUGUGUACAUCUGUCCUGUAAAACAGUGUUUCAGGCCCCCAUGCCCCAUGUCCUGUGUGUCCAAUAUGUCCACAAGCUCACUUUUCUCUCUCUGUCUCUUUUUUUUUUUUUUUUUUUGAGAUGGAGUCUCGCUGUUGUUGCCUAGGCUGGAGUGCAAUGAUGCGAUCUUGGCUCACUGCAACUUCAGCUUCCUGGGUUCAGGCGAUUCUCCUGCCUCAGCCUCCCCAGUAGCUGGGAUUACAGGUGCACACCACAACUCCUGUCUAAUUUUUGUAUUUUUCGUAGAGAUGGGGUUUCACCAUGUUCAGCAGGCUGGUCUCAAACUCCUGACCUCAAGUGAUCCGCCCACCUUGGCCUCCCAAAAUGCUGGGAUUACAGGUGUGAGCCACUGCACCCAGCCACCUUUCUCUUUAGAGCUCACUCUAGUCAUUAAGAAUCUCAGUCUCAAUGUUUGAUUUGUAAGAAGGCCUCUUGCUCCUUGCCAGGUGCUUCAUCAGUCCACUCUUAGAUACAAAAAAAAGAUCCUGCUGUUUCUUUAUGGUUCCCACUGCCCUUUUCUCUUAAACAUCAUACUAAAGUCAGGCACAUCUUAGAAAUGCAACUCAUAUUUCUUGGUUUUCUGAUUACUAACUGGGAACUAAAUUUGUAGUCCAGGGACAGGACUUUGAAGAGAGUAAGUAUCAAAUAUGGGGCUAGGAAUCAGAGCUCUGUUCCCAUCUCCACUUUCCCUUGCUCCCCUGACCUGGGCUUCUGGAGUGCCAGCUCCCAGAGCUGAGCUUGUUGACAUCAUUAAGGAUCAGUGGCAAGCUUCAACUCAGUAACCAUCUGUUGUGGGUCUUGGGGGAGUAUACAGAUGGUAAGAAAUUCCACUUCGGGCCAGACAAGCAUCCUAUCUAGCCCAGUGUUCUAUCUCUGAAGUAGAAGGUAGAGUUCUUCCAUGAAAUUGGCCUCAUAGGUUAAGAGCUCCAAACAUCUCUGAAUUCCUUUUCAUAGAGUGAUCAACUGUGAGUUCGCAUUUGUCAGUUUUUUUUUUACCCAUGUGGGUGUCUAGGUUAGAGUUGCAAUGUUUACUCUCCCUUUUCAUCAAUAAGGACAUAUUUUCUUCUGUCUGUAAGCAAUUUCCUUGAAGCUUCAAGAAGAAUCCUCUUGUGAAAAUGUUCAUAUGAUUUUAUGAUUCUGCUUCCUUGCCUGUCCUUGGGAAAGAGUAUAUUCACCCUCGGAGAAGGCGUGAGGAAUCACAAAACCAGAUCUUUUCUCCCAAAUCAGUCAAGAAAUGUUCACUGGAAUGUUGCUAUGGUAAAAAUAAAAGUGGUUUUAUGAUGUCCA